Molecule: messenger RNA, 5436 nt
Organism: Paramuricea clavata
Lineage: Eukaryota; Metazoa; Cnidaria; Anthozoa; Malacalcyonacea; Plexauridae
Source: the annotation of a GenBank genome assembly
AUGGAAAAAGCUGAUCACGAUGACCUCUCGUCCAUGAUGCUCAGCUUAUCUGCAUAUGAAGACGUGCCUGAAGACAUGAAGUGCCUAUGGGAACAACAAAAGAAGAUGAUAAAAACAAAGAAAAAUGGCUAUAGAUGGCAUCCAAAGUAUGUUAAUGCUAUCAUAAAUCUAUUUGUGCAUGCCCUGAUAACGCUUGCAUGUAAUUGCCAAUUUGGUAAACGUACAUGUAACACGUACAUGUAACAACUGUAUAAUGUAUUUACGCUUUUUCUUAUAAUAAUUUCAGUUCUGGGAAAUUAAAUAUUGAUCUCAGAAUGCACACACUACAUGUAUGACUUCUAUAUUAUUGCUUUAUUCAUUGAAUUUUCUGUUUCUUGCUGCAGGGUGAUGAGAUUAUGCAUAGACCUGUAUUGCAAAAACCCUCAUGUGCUGGAUCCGCUAUGGCAAUUCAUCGUUUUGCCAAGCAACAAUACAAUAAGGUAUGAUGCAUAUACUAAUAAACAUAUUUUUGGUUGAAAUAUUGCAUCUUUUGACUUUUAUGACGACUGACAACAGUUAAUUUGUAACCAUAACUGAUCCAACGAAAGGCACUGAAUCUGUUGUUGUUGAGACUGCGAAUGAUAAAUGUUAGGUCCUAUUCCCGUCCGAUAGCCAACCAAUUAGAAUUUACCGAUAUAUUUAUUGAACAGUCGCAAAAAUUAAAGACGAUGCAUGAUUCCUGUCAUAUGUACUGUUGAAUUAUUAUGAGAUGUAGCAACUGCAUUGUAAAUAGAGAAUACAUUCUCAUUUUAAUUAGUAAUAAUAAUAAUAAUAAUCUUUACUUCAUCUAUCAGUAAAAUACAUAUCGUAUGUUACAUAGUAAAAACUUUCUUAAUUCUAUGUAUACAAAUUGUUUUUGUUAAUUAUUUCUAAAACCUAAAUUCCCAACUCAUAUUUAAAGAUUAACCGAUUCUUAAAACAGUUUUAUAGUGGUGUUAAUCUUUGGCUUAGGGAUAUGUUCAUUUUUGAGAUUGUGUUCGGUAUUUCUUACUAUAAUUCAUAUAAUGGAUGGUUCUCUAAUUUCCUAACCUUGUUAAAGAUCCUUUUAUCUUGUUCAUUUAGCAGUAGUUUGAUGUCAAUUGGCUUAGAUGUAUAGCCACGCUUUUUACAGCGAUAUAAAAACCGCUGAACACUAUAGAGUUAUGCAUUAGAGGCUCCAUACACUGACAAUCCAUAUGUAAUGUUAGGCAUAACUAAAGCCUGAAAUAAGUAGUCCAUUUCGUUCGGACUGUAACCUUCUUUUCGUAAAAUAGAUAUACUUUCGAAACUUCAUUCAAUUAUAUAAGCCUUUAUUGAAACUCCCAUCAUGGCUAUAUUAUAUAAUGUAUUCAUUUAUAAAGACUGCAUAAGAAUAAAAUCAGAGAAAAAGUUGGAUGGAACGACCAGAUGAUACAAUGGUGCCUGGAUCAGGCAAUAGCUAAAGAAUUCAAUGACACGGAUUACUGGGGUGGAUUUGCGUUGGACGAGAUGAAGAUCCAGGUAAUCUGGACUGCACACUGUUUAUAUCUCAGGAGUCUAUUCUUCUCCAAAAUUCAAAAAUGCGGGAUAAAAAAACUAUGUUAAAUCUGUACGAGUAAUUUUACUCCAGUAUUUUAAACUCCACUUUUUGAGUAACUUUUAUAUUCCAUUUUUUAAGUUAUUAUUUCUAAUAGACUUAUUUUAAAUAAAAAAUUUAUCGAUAUCCUGAUAAAAAAUAAAAUUAAAUGACUGAUUCGUGCAGCCGAAAUAUAUGACAUAGUAUCUUUUAAUUUCCAUUCCAUUUUCUGAUCCAGAUGUUAAUAUAAUAUUCAAAGCUGUAACUAUAUCCACUAUUCAUGCAUGUCAUGUUUGAAAUGUAUGCAUAAUUCAUUUUUCUAUCUAUGAUAACAAUUUACAAAUGAAAGCUGUCGGUAUGGUUUUUCUAUUUUGAAUUAUAGGAGAAUAUAGAAAUGACCUUUGAAGAAGGAAAACACAAGCUUGUUGGUUUAGUAGAUCUUGGAAAGGGUCAUGAUGCAAUGCGAACUCUAGCAGGUAGCCUACUGCAUGUGCUUUGUUACUGAACUAUAAAGCUAUUUAGUUUGAAAUGAGGGACGUCUUACUCCAAAAAUCUCGCACCCUUUGCCAAAAAAUGUAUGAAACAAUUGUUGUAUUGUCUGCUAAAAUUCUUAGAAAAGCCUGAACAGUUUUAUUUAAAAAUUAAAAAGUUUGGAAAAAUUCCCGUCAAAAAAAAUCCAAAACAUUUCCCUUCGGCUUGAACAUAAACUUAAGAAAAGACAUCGCAUUUAUUAUUUUGUUUCCCUACUUACCUGCAGAUGGCCAUGCACUUAGCCAAAACGACUAAUUAUCUAUAGCGACAUUCACCUAUAUUUUAGGUGCUGUUAAACGACGAAAGAGUACUCUAUCCAUGAGAGAAGUGCUGUUAAAUAAUGAGAGAAUAUACUCUCUCAACAUGAAUGGAACAUUUUUCUCACUUUUAUGUUUAAUAUCUUAUCGAUUUCUUUUAUAUAUAUAUAUAGGCGCUUGUGAUGAACCAGAACUGGCGACUCAGGUGUUACAAUUUGUUUUCUUAAGUGAUCGUGGACUUCGAUUUCCUAUAGCACAAUUCCCGUCAGGCAAUUGCACCCCCAGUGACAUUUACUUCCUCUUCUGGGAGGGAGUAUUAAAGAUGCAAGAAUAUGGUUUCGUGUAAGUUUAACGCCGAAAGUAUAACACAGCAAUUUCAAUUUUUUAUGCAUUCCUAAAGAAUGUAAAAUAAAAAUAUCAAAAAAUAUAUCGCACAUCCCUCUAAAGCCCUGGGCAAACUAAGAAACAAUGUUGAAACAUUUGUGAUUCUCGCGAUGUUUCCCCAAAUGUUUCCCUGUUUGCCCACCCGUGGAAACAUUGUUGCGGAAACAAAAUUUGCUUCCCGAGAAGCAAAAAUGUUUCCUAGCGAAUUCAGAAACAUUUGAUGUUUCCCUGUAGUUUCUCACUAAUAUUUUCAAGUGUUUGCCUACUAUUGGAAACAUGGCGAAACAUUGGUAGGAAACAAUGUUUUCUAGUUUGCACAGGGUUAAGAAGCAUGUUCAUGCAAAUUCAACUUUUCCUUAUUUUGACUCUCAUAAGUUAUCUAAUGAUAAAAAUUAACAUUUACUAAAAUAUUUCAAUGGGGCGAUUCAAGAUUUCGACACUUUUACAAAUGUUAAUUCAAGUAUAAGCUAUAUAUUUAUAAAUUAUAUAAAAAUUGAAUGCAAACGAAAAAGCUAGAGUAGUUUGAGUCACAGAAUUUCGUAUUGACAUUGAAAGUAAAUAAACUGAAUAAAGAAGACUGUAUAUCCAUCUUGAUAUCAAUUAAUAUCCUCCAUGUAGUGUGUACUGGUGUGUCUUGGACGGUGCUGAGUGUAACCGACAAUUUAUAAAGAUGCAUUUCAAGGGCAACUUUGUGGAAAAAAAAUUUGUGACAUGUAACAUAUACACUGGGAAACCUAUGAUAUUCAUUAUGGAUCCCAAGGUGAUUAGGUCAUAUAUUUUACUAUAAAUAUAAAUAGUUAGUUACUUAUAUCGAUUGUAUUGUAAUUUAGCCUUACAUAUAUAAUAAUCGAUAUAUGCUAAAUUCCAAUCUCGUACCCAGGGUCCCCGAAAUUCCAAUCUCGUACCUAGGGUGCACGUGACAUAUUAUGGUUGACAUGAUUUGUCAAUAAGCGCAUAUAAUGAGUGUUUGAAACUAUUUUUAAUAUGAAUAAUUAUUUAUAAUAAUUAAGUACAUUUCGAAAAUUAAAACAAAAACAACCAAAGCUUAAUGAUUAUUGUAUACAUGUAUAAUUAUGCAUAAACAUGUGUGUUCUGUAUUAUUUUGAACUAGCACAAUAUAAAGAAGUUGCAAAACAACAUCCUUAAAAGUAAUUCAAGUGGGAAACCAAGAUGUCUCAUAUUAAAUGGUAAAGUUAUUACUUGGCACCAAUUUAAAGCAGCUUUCCAAUGGGAUCAAGACAGCUUUUCGUUACCACUUCAUGAGAAAUUGACAUUAGAACAUUUCGAACUGGAUUCGGCUGCCAAAAUGAGAAAUCAUUUAGCGGAGGAUGUUCUACAUAACAAAAUGCUCUUCUUGAUGCAGGUAAUUUUAAUUAAAAAAGUUCUUUAUAAAUUAUUCCAUGGUGGAUUGUAUUGCAUGUACUUAAAUUAUAUUAUUCAUUAGUUCAACUAUAUAAUAGUCUUAAAUUAUUACUUCAAAUCUGCAUAUGGAUUUUAAUAAAAUCCACUGUAUAUAUAUAUAUAUAUAUAUAUAUCGGUUUGGCAUUGUAAUGUAUUGUGCUAUAUUGAUUACUGAGACUAUUUAACUGACAGUAGACAGAUUUAUAUAGAGGACGCGGACGUCAAAGACGACGUGAAAAUGGCGUCAAAAUGGCGUGGUAUAUCCAUACAUGGGCACAACAUGCCAUUUUCACAUCGUCUUUGACGUCCGCGUCACAGAAUAAGAAGGUACAGCAGAAGUGUAACUCAAGCAAAUAUUUGUCCGCGUUUUUACAAGCGAUUCGUCAUCAAUCACGCCAUCCUGGCUAGUACAACCGGCACUUUGUACCUACCAAAACCUGAUAAAAACUUCCGGCUGUACUAGCCAGGAUGGCGUGGAUUGGCGUAAGCGAGUUAAAAUUUUCGUGGACGUAAAACACUAAAGGAACCGUCUCGAGUUACACUUCUGCUAUACCUUAAUUCUUAUUCUGUGUCCGCGUCCUCUAUCUAAAUCUGUAUAUUUACAAAGUGAUGCAUAUACCGAGCAAAUUUCGAUAAAAUAUUUUGUCUAAAUCGUAUAUUUUAACCGUUGCAAAGUUGGGAACAACCAUUAAAAAUUAACUUGUGACUUAAGAUCAUGAAUUUCACUUCAAUUAAUUGCCUGCACCAACAUAAUUAUCACUAACUAAUAAUGCGUAACGAUUGCACUACAUAUUUCAUGUUUCUUUACAGAAGUAUCAACAACAUCUGGACGCAAUAGGAAAUUACGGAUCUACAGUUGUUUCCGCCAUUUCACUGUUGGAACAUACAAGCGCAAUCGUCAGUCUUUUUAACGACAAGAUGUUCAUCAACUCUACCAACGACGAGAGGUUGACAAAACUACAGAAAUUUUACAAUGUCAUAGCAGAAUGGACUGAUAAUUGUAAAGAAUCGAAGACAUCGUUUGUCUCAGAUAAACUCUGGUUCGAUUUGCAAUCGAUGUGUAUUGGCUUCAAAUCACUUGUAUCUAUCAAACUCCAGAACUUCCCCAACUCUGUGGUAAAGCCUGCAAUAGUAAACCAAGAUUGUGUUGAGAAUCAUUUUUGCCAAGUAAGGGCAAGUAACGGUCAAAAUAACAACCCCACGUUUCUUCAACAACAAUCAGUUCAGAAUUCAGUCAGAUUUGGUCAAACUGUGAUAAGCAGAAAAAGCAAUGCUGGAAAACCAAGAUAA